Messenger RNA from Vairimorpha ceranae, 276 nucleotides. RefSeq lists its product as hypothetical. Lineage: Eukaryota; Fungi; Microsporidia; Nosematidae. The coding region runs from base 1 to 276 and encodes 91 amino acids. The record is from RefSeq and is a predicted model, not a curated record. The transcript has a single exon.
AUGGAGUAUCAAUCUAAAAUAUCGAGGCAAAAUUUUGAACCUAUUGUAGUUUUGAUUGAAAAGGGAAGAGAAAUGACAAUAUUAAAAGGAUUUACAUACUAUAGAAAAUAUACAGGGAAACAUAAAAUUACAAUGUCUUCUCUUAUUAAAAACUAUAAUAGAAGUUACAAGGUUGCAAUCGCAAAUAAUGUUAUUUCUGAAGAAGAGGAACAAAACCAUAGCAGCCCCUUUUCAUCAAAAAUUAAAUGUCUGCUUUUAAAGAAGAAAUACAAAUAG